AUGACGCCUCUUACUACACGUACCCUGGAUCUCUCCAGCAACUUCCUCUCGGGCCCUCUGCCCGACGGGGCAUGCAAGCCUCUCUCUUUUGAUGCCAAUUGCUUCACGCUGCCGCUUGGCUGCACCUUGGUCACGCAGCGGCAGGAGGCAGCAUGCAAUGCAUUCUGUGGCGUCGCCCCUGCUGUUGGUGCUGCUGCUGCGUGUGGUGGACAUGGGGUGUGCUAUCCAGAGGGGCUAGCUUGGCACCCACAUGUCUGCCAGAACAGGAGUUACUCAAGCAGCCAGCCGAUUCUCCUCCUAGCAUCUGUGCUCACCAAGGGGACGCAGCAAGAGACGAGAGGGAGCUUCACCGCAGCGCCGAUGACGCUGUUUGUGUACGAGGCAGGGCAGGCGGCGUUGGGGUGUGGGCUGGAGCUCGCCUUCCACGCCAACUUCACCUUCUCCCUCUCACCUCAAUCUGGCCGCGUGGGCUCCAAAGGCGAGGACAAGUCCAUAGCUGCUGUGAGGUCACCGUUCCCCUUGAGCAACAAGAAGGCGUACACGGCGUGGGUGGACUAUGAGCCGGGUGACCCCGGCACCAUCCAGGUCUUCCUGGCUGACUCGCAGGAGAAGCCACAGCAGGCACUGCUGGAGAGGAGGCUGGCGCUGUGUGAGGUGCUGCAGGGUGCAGCCGAGCAGCCCGCCUUCUUCUUUGGCUUCGUGACGUCCACCACUGUGAAGCCGUUUCAGCAGCACGUCAUUCUUGAAUCUGCAGUGGACACAGGUAAGCAGUGUGCACUGCUAGGGGGAUGA
Messenger RNA from Closterium sp. NIES-65, 792 nucleotides. The record is from the annotation of a GenBank genome assembly. Lineage: Eukaryota; Viridiplantae; Streptophyta; Zygnematophyceae; Desmidiales; Closteriaceae.